Molecule: messenger RNA, 2081 nt
Organism: Sphaeroforma arctica JP610
Lineage: Eukaryota; Ichthyosporea; Ichthyophonida
Exons: 9
Cellular component (GO): cytoplasm
Molecular function (GO): oxidoreductase activity
Source: RefSeq, a predicted model, not a curated record
CACACCGCAAUGGCUGCGGUGGGGUGCGCAGGAGACGUACUACGCCACUGUGGCCCAGGAACAGCCCGUGCCUCGCGUGUCCUUGUUUGAGUAUCUGAACUCCAAGCACUCGGCUGUGCUUGCGACAGUCAGCGAGGCCGUCCAUUCGCUCAGGCGCACAGACACAAACAACACCGCCCACCCACCCACCGAAGUGGUGGAUGUGUGCGUGGUGGGUGCGGGGGCGGCAGGACUCUGCACUGCCCUGGCCCUCUCAGAAAAAGGACUCAAGGUGGCUGUGCUGGAGAGUGAGGUGGUGGGGUGGGGGUCGUCUGGGAUGAAUGGGGGGUUUCUGCUGCCCAUGUUUGCGUUGGAUGUUGAUGAGAUGGUCCAUGGCGUAGGCGUUGCAGCCACCAAGCGAAUGAUGAAGGAGGCGUACGCAGCACAGGAGCGAACAGUGGCCACCAUCAACAAGUACGGCAUUCUGUGCGACCUCACGAACACGGGAAUCCUCACGGUCAGCUUCUUCAAGGGCACGGGUGAAGAACAGGCCGAAAUCAAUGAGGAAAACCAAAUGUUGGGUACCAACCAAGUGUAUCUAAGCAAGGAGCAGGUGCAGGCCGACUACAAAACAAAAGUGUACCAGCACGGCACCUUUGAACCAGUGGCCUACACACUCAAUCCGCUGAGCUACAUGCGUGGCUUAGCACGAGCAUGCGAGGAAAAGGGCGUCAAGAUAUUCGAACGCACACGUGCCACUCGAUACGAAGCACUGGGCACAGCGACAGACGGCAGAGAGGGCUAUGCAGUAUACACCCGACCAAAUGGUCUCAUGAAGACAAGUUGCCCAACGAUCCAGGGAGCGGAAAAAUCACAACACCCACCCGCGGCCACAACAUCGACCAAUGAGAUGCCAGCGAUGAACAGCAACAGCACAAGUCCAUUGGAGGAGACGCAGACGCACACAGCCACACACAGCCCUCGCGACACCCAGCCAACGGGCGAGUGUGUGGUACAGGCUCAGCAUGUGGUGCUGUGUGUGGGGCCACACAUUAAAGCUGAGCUCAACGGACAGAUGAACCGUGCACUGGUGAAGAACUAUACAGCCAUUGUGGUCACUAAGCCUAUUGGCCAGGAGAGGCUCCGCAGCUUAAUCAAAACGGACUACGCCGUGUGUGACACCAGAUGUGCUUUGGGAUACUAUCGUCCGUUGCCCGAUAGUCGGCUGCUGUACGGAGGACUGUGCUCCGCCAUUCCGUUCACCAAAGACGACAUCGUCAAUGCACUCACUGCCGAUCUAGUGCACGUAUAUCCUGAGUUAGCUGAUGUUGAGGUUGACUUCGCAUGGACUGGGCCUAUGGCGUGGGCACGGCACGAAAUGCCUUUGUACGGCAAACUGGAUGACGGCGUGUACUAUGUCAAUGGACUGGGUGGUGAUGGUCUGAAUGGGAGUGCUGUGGGUGGGGAUAUCAUUGCAACUGCCAUUGCCAAUGGCGACGACCAGCGCAUCGCCCUCUUCCAGGACAACUAUCCGGUGGAGUAUGCGUACUGGCCGUUCGGUGGCAUUGGUACUGAGCUGGUGUUCCGCUACUAUCGUGUGAUGGAUGCGUUGACUGCGUGGAGGGAUCGCCUAUAGCUGUGGGCUGUCUGCGACCGUUGACUGGGCGACGUAACUAUAAGAGAAGUACAGGUGACCUCAUAACACCAACACCAUCACAGACAACCACAUAACACCAUCACAGACAGGUGACCACAUCACACCAACACCUUCACAGACAACCACGUGGCUACGUUAACACAGACCACCACGUGGCUACGUUAAUAUAGACAACCAAUGAGGUCUCAAGGGUGUUGUCGAUGCCUUUGUCUCCUCAAAUGCCCCGAGCGGAAUGGCGUCGACACUCCACGCGAUAGUGGUAACGUCGUCUCUGGAGUGUUCGACUCGAUUGACUCGAUUUAGUGUAAAUUCACUCAGUUUAAUUAGAAACGACCUUAGCCAGAUACUAAACCAUGCACGCGCAUUGUAUGCGAAUGCCCAAAACCCUAAAAACUGUGAACAACACUGUGAUUAUAAGACAGUGAGUACUAUGGCUGCAAGAAAC